UGGCGGAUAAGAAGUGUGAAAAAGUCAUUGGAAUUAUACAGGAUAUUAUGUGCCCGAUUUCUGUACACUUACCAAAUGCAUUACUAUUUUGUGCGUCUUUUCUGGAUUGAACAUUUACUGACUGUUGUAUGUAAUUACUGUUGAGUAAUGGAAUUGGGUUAUAUGUAAACAUUCUUUCACGAAUGUGACAAAAAUAAAACUGCAACAUGUCAUUUUUGACAAGUUUCAGGAAGUUCUUUCGCCUAGGAGGCGAUGAUUUCAAAAAGAAAGAUGUAUGGAAUAGAAAUAUUGAAAAAGAUGUUGACCCGAUGCAGCUCUGGGACAUUGUUGGAGAACUUGGGGAUGGGGCAUUUGGUAAAGUUUAUAAGGCUGAGAACAAAGAAAAGAAGACGUUUGCUGCCCUGAAGAAGGUGGAAAUUAACAGUGAUGAGGAUAUUGAAGACUUCAGUGUGGAAAUUAACAUUCUCGCCGAGUGUCGACACAGAAAUGUUGUUGGUCUGCAUGAAGCUUUUAUCUUCGAUGGGUAUCUGUGGAUGUUCAUCGAGUUCUGUGAGGCGGGUGCAAUUGAUAGCAUCAUGGUGGAUCUGGAGAAACCACUGACGGAGGAUCAGAUUCGAUACGUCGCCCACGAGAUGUGUGAAGGUCUCGACUUUAUUCACAAGAACAAGAUCAUUCACAGGGAUCUCAAAGCUGGCAAUGUCCUCUUGACGUUGGACGGUGAUGUUAAACUGGCUGAUUUUGGAGUUUCUGCAAAAAAUUCUAAGACACAUCAGCGUAGGGAUACCUUUAUUGGAACACCUUACUGGAUGGCUCCGGAGGUAAUCCUGUGUGAGACAUUAAAGGAUACACCGUACGAUUAUAAGGCUGACAUCUGGUCAUUGGGAAUCACAUUAAUAGAGUUUGCUGAGAUCGAACCACCAAAUCAUGAUAGCCACCCGAUGAGAGUUCUCAUAAAAAUCCAGAAGUCCGAUCCACCCACACUUAGAGACACACACAGAUGGUCUAGAAAUUUUCAUGACUUUAUCAGCAAGUGCCUUGUUAAAGAUGCCAGCCAGAGACCUGAUGCCAUUGAACUGUUAGAGCAUCCAUUCAUCAAAGACUUCAGCAACAAAAAGCCAAUUCUUGACCUUAUCAGCGAAUACAAAGCAGAUGUGGUUGUCACGGAAACAGAACUCACUGAAGAAGAAGAUAUCAAAGAAAUAAAGCAGAAAAUGUUAUCUCACAAUGAUGAGAUUGGCAGUCUGGAGGAGAUCGCAGAGGAACAACACGAGCGUCACAUGAGUGAUGAUUCUCGAAGCAUUGAUCUAGACAGUAUUUCCAACGGCAGUGCCGACACAGAAAAAGACAGAGAAAAGAGUGUUGAAAAAGAAACAAAAGCUAAAGUACCUAAAACGGCUGAACCUGAAAAGGAGGAGACUAAAGAUGAAAAGAAGCCGCCCUCCCCUAAGAAGUCCCCUGCUCCAUCCCCACCUGCUGCUGUCCCGGCUGUUAAGGAUGAGGCAGUAGCAGCUGCUGUCACUGUAGCCGAUGAUGCAGACCGCUCGUCUGAUGAGGGAAUUGGUCCCAGUGGUGACGAACGCUCCGAUGGUGGCAGUCAGAAUGAGAGUCCAGCGAAAUCUCAGGAAUCGCAGAUGGUAAGUGAAGACCAGGAUACUGAGGCUGUUGUAGCGACAGGAAUUGCUGAGGACAUCAUCGACGAUGUUAUCACCUCCAUGACGGUGCAGCCAUCCAUUCCAGGGGUCGUGCUCGAUGCCAUACAGGACAUCGCGGAGGAGGACGACAACAAACAGGUGGUCAGCCACGACAAUGUCGCCGAGGAGGGCCUUAAGGCCGGUGUGGUGGAACCUAAAAAUGAAAUAAUAUCGGAAAACAAGGACGCAGAUUCACACAGACCAGUCGAGCUGGAGGUUCAGGAGGUGAAGGUUCAGGUGACCGACAACAAGGAAGGCGGGACCGACUCUGCGGACUCUGCGAAGAACGACGUGAUUACGUUCCACGGGCAGCCCGUUCCGGAGACAGGGACGAUCAUCAUCAAUGGACACGCCACCUCCGUGAAGGACUCUGUAGAAGAUGACAAGAAGAAGAAGCUGGUCACCAUUCAAGAUGAUCAAAACAGGCAGAGUGUCAUUCCGCAGACGGAUCUCGAUACGUUCGAGACGAAGCUUACGAACGACGUGUCGACAGGCUUUUCGAAUCCCGACGACGACCUGUUGGAUAAGAAGUCUGACUCGGGCAGUGUGAACACCGUCGACAGCCAGGACAAAGAGGAGCCGAAGUUUGGAGGAGAACAAGCUUCUAGGAGGAGGAAGGGUCCGGGUCAUAUCAAACAGAGAAGUCAGGAGAACAAGAGUCACUACCGGACAAUGACGAAAACACGAACCUACAUGAAGGAUGGUGUCGUUGUUACCACUACAACAUCCAAGGUGGUCGCAGUGGGCGAAGAUAAUAAAAUGAAAGAAGAGCAUAAUCUGAGAAAGCAGGACCUGCGUGAGCUGAAGAUGCUACAGAAGCAAGAAAACAAGCAGUACCAGGACCUAAUGUACAAAAACCAUGUGAACCGCGAGGGGCAGGAACGCAAGUUUGAGCUGGACAUGCAGACGUUGAUAAAGAACUUUGACCAAGACAUGGAGACACUGACCAAGCAGCAGAAGCAGCAGGUCGAGAAGGCCGAACUGGCCCAACAGCAGGACAUGAAGAACACCGGACGCAAGGUCAAGUGCGAACAGGAGCGAGAGUUGAAGAUUUUUCGAGACCAGCAGAAGGAAGAACUGAAACUCCUGAAGAAAGAAAUGGACCUACUGCCAAAAGACAACAAAAAAGAAGCCAUGAGAAAGAAGAGAGAGGCCAAGGAAAUUGAACUGGCGGAAAAGGAGCGACAUUUCCUGGAAAACCAGCAGGAACGCCUGGACAAACACAUGAAACAGCUGGCCGACCAGCACAGACAGAAGAUUGCCAUGCUGGAGAGACAGUUCCUACAGCAGAAACAGCAGCUACUUAGAGCACGUGAGGCUGCUAUUUGGGAGAUGGAGAAGGAACAGCUUCACGAGAAGCACCAACUGGGGAAGCAGCAACUUAAAGACAUGUUCUUCCUCAAGAGACACCAGAUGUUGACUCGACACCAGAAGGAAAUUGAUCAGAUGAAAAGAUACAAUCAGACGAAGGAAACUGAAAUGAAAGAGCGUCACAUGCUGGAGAAGCGCCGUCUUCCUAAGAUUCUGAAAAGUGAGGCCAAGACACGAGCACAGAUGUUCAAGCAGAGUCUACGACUGAGUACGAUAGGGACACCAGAUGAGGAUAAAGUGAAAAUUAAACAGUUUGAGGAGACCGAGAAGAAGCGAAUGAAAGCCGAGGCCCAAAGACAGGAAGCCAAGCAUAAGAAACAGUGGGAGGAAUUGGUGUUCAGGAGCGAAACAUCUCUACGCGAGUUAGAACAGCUUCAGGGUGAGAAACGGAAGAUGUUGAUGGAACAAGAAACACAGAAAAUGAAGGAGCUAGAUGAACAAUAUUCCAAUGAACUACGUGAAUGGAAAGGAAAUUUAGUACCCAGGAAGCAGAAACUUGAAGAAGAAUUUGCCCACCAGCGAGAAGAACAAGAGAAAUUUUAUGGUGCAAUUGUGAUGGGUGACGUGGACCCACCUCCCCCCGGUUACUCCCGGACACAGCAGGGUUCUGUUAGGAGCAGGGAGGAGACGCUGCAGUCACGACACUCCACCGUCAUAUAGCAGCCCCCCUCCCUCCCUUCUCCCCAGUCCAGCACAUUCUACAUGUGACAUACUGUGAUGCAUUUUACUAACAACAACCACACUUUUCGUUUGUGUCUGUUCAACACGAUCACUUUCAACAGUUUUUAUGUUGGAUUAGCUGAGACAUUGCUGGACAGCUGACGAAUGAAUUGAGGACACCCAAGCAAAUGUAAAGUACAUGUGGCCUAUAUUCAGAAGUGCCCUCAUGAAAUAGUGUACAAAAAUAUUGCUACAGACUGAUGUUUGUUGUCAUAUAUCUGGAUGUUGUUAGAAGUCGGAAGUUGUUUUGUUUUUAAAAACAGAUUUUCCUCUUGACUAAAAUUAUUGUGUAUUUAAAAAAAAAAUAAAAAAAAAUAAGAAGGUGAACUUUGACCAAUUGACUGAUGGUUUAAGUUAGAAUGAAACAUGGACUGAUGUUUUUCUACAUUUCUCCUGGACAGUAGUUUGUGCAUAAAAGGAUUUGUUUUUAUUUAAGGGAGAUAACUUCUGUUGAAGUUUCCAGAAUGUGCGUUCAGAUUGCUGGAUGUACUGUUUUCUAAACAUAUCUUGUAUUUUCCCCAUUAGUAAGAGUUGUUGGUUAUUGGAAUAAUAAUAUAAAUUAAAUGGAUGGAAGCAGUAGUGUAGUACAAAGCAAUAUCAAUAAACAGAAAUGUUUAUCGAUACCAUUGUACGUACUUUAAAUGUUGUAAAAGUUUUUCAUUUGUUUUUUAAAUGUAUGUACAAGUUGAUCCUUCUGUGUUUAUGCAUAAAUAUUAUGGUAUGUAUUGUUGGCAUGAAUGUGGUACAGUUUGCUAGUAUGUUUACUUGGAGUGCAUGCUGUGUGAAAUUUAUUUGAAUUUGAAAUAUAGUCUGCAAAAGACAAUAAAUUUUAAUUUACCAGUAAAAGAAAAAGGUUAGAUUAGACAGUUUUACUCCUUGUGUUUCUUCUUUCUUUCUUUUUUUUUCUUUUCUUUUUUCUUUUACUUUCUUUAAAAAAAAAAAAAAAGAGGACAUUUCGCAAAGAUUAAAAAUUUAACAUGGAUGAAAAUGGUUGGAAAAGUUACAGUAAUAUUGCAUUAACCAGCCAUAAGUUGGGCUGAUGUUAAAAUCUGACUGCUUGUUUUAUAUAUAGAGAAAUAUUAGCUAUGGCCCAACUUUCUUUAAGGCCCAAUGCAUAUUUACUUUGUUUAACCUGUUUUUAGUGCUAAUAAAUACUUUUUAGAAACAAAAUUGUAAAUAUUUGAAGUACCUAAGUAUGAAUAGUAAUAGACGAGAUAACCUAGGACUUGAUCAUACAGCUUAGUGUAUAUAUGUGUACUAGUGUAUUCAGCACUGACAGUAAUUUUAACACUCACACAUGCACUACCUUCGAUUAUCGGAUAAUGUGCUUAUUUCUUGAAUUAUAUCCAGAACAUAAUUAACUUGACAAGUGCUAUCUUGUGGAUUAAAUUUAGAAUGGAGGAAUGGAACAUACAUUGUAGGCUAAUUAUGUAUAUUUUAAUCACAGUUGUUUUCUUAUUGGCUUUUGUUUUUGUUCUUUAAUAUAUAUUUUUAAUUUACUAAUUCUUCAUGUCUUCAAAUAUUCCAUUAAAAAUAAGCAAACUGUUAACUUUUUCUUUUUUUUAAUUCUUUAUUAACAAAUACAUGCAUUAUGACAUGAAGAAAAUAAUUUUGUUGUAUACUUCAGACCUACAUAAUCAUGAAAUAACCAUGGCAGACCUACUUGUAAUGUUACAUUGUUGAUGUUCAAUAAACUUACAAUUUGAUAUCUGGUUGUGUGAGGGUAAUUUCUAAUUAUCUAUAGUCCGACAUCUUAAUAUGUCACACAUGGCAUAAGUAUCUGCCUACUUAUCCAAACAAACUUAGUAUCAACAAAUGUUGCUUCACAUACUUUGUUGUAAUCAUGUAGUUAUCUACCCUGACUACCCAUCCAUUUUCAGAUGUGAUGUCCGAGGUUAGUAUUCAGUUGUUAAUACAGUUGAAUUACUGUUGAAUGUGCUGGAUGUGUUGAAGUGCAUGUGAGAAUGGAAUUCCUGUUAGAUGGAUUUGGGGUUGAUAGUAUCAGGUCAUCUUCAUAAAUGAUCUUUUAAAAAACAAACCCAAGAAACUAUUGGCCACAGUGUGAUUAUUCCUUUGGGUGCAGAUAAAUAUACUGCCUAUGAUCUCUACGUCAUUAUUUAGUAAACAAUAUAAAAUAAAGUGUUAGAAAAGUUUCAAUCAUUAGAUGCAACUCCAAGUUUAAAAUUAGUAUGUGUACAGUAUUAAACAUGAAGAAGAAAAUUUUAAAAAAAGGGUGAUUGCUAUUUUGUUUAAUGAUUGGUCACGGUCAGGUCAGGUCAGGUCAUAGGGUUUUACGUGCACAUUUAGAACAUGCUACUGUAACACAUGCCUGUCAUGGACACAGGUGCCAGCCUUGGCUGGCUCUUCUGUCCAGUGAUUGGUCAAAAUGAUUGUUCUUCUUAUACCAUAAGCUGACCUCUCUGCCUUUGCGUAUUUCCGUAUCUAACAAUGGAGUGGUUCAAAAACCUACACAGCCAGUCACUGAUUACAUUAUAUAUUUUUAUUGUAACGAUUGUGCUGUGAAAUGUUAUUUUUUAAUUAUUUUUUUUAAUUUUAAAUUUUUUAUUAUUAUUUUAUUUAAAUUUUUUUGAUACAUGAAAGACCAUUAUUUUUUAUCAAUGGAAUGUUCCACUUAACAUUAAACAUGAAUAAGAGGGCACUCCAGAAUUUGUGGGAAACCAAAUUUCAUACAGUGUAUGAAAAAACCCAUAAUGAGCUGUAAAAAUACAUUGGUGAAUUGCCCACAUUACUGGGAACCAGAUGUUAUUGUAUAACACAAAACAUCAGAAACAAAUUGUUCUGUUAAUAUGUAUAUUUAGAUUACUUUCUCAGGUGUACAUGUUUUUAUUAUGGUGUGAAGUGUCCAGAAAGCUUGCCACAUAGCAAAUGGAAUAAAUUGGAAAUGCUAGGGCUGUAAUAUAUUUAAAACUGUACCUGUGAAUUUGGUGUGUUUUGGAUUUUUUUUCGUUUGUUACACUUGAAUUUGUAAUUGUAUACUUUGUAUUUACUUAAACAAUUUUCACUGUAUUUUAAGCAAGGAAUGUAAAGCAGUGAGAUGUCUCAUGCUCCGUGAAGAUGGUAAAAUGAUGAGAUAAUAUUCUGUUUAAAAGUGGGUCAGCCUCAAGCCGUCAUCAUACUUUACCAAUGGGUGUCGUUUCAUCAAGUAUUCGUUGAUUGCAUUCAGGCUUUGAGCAUCACUUUUCAAAUGUUAAGAACUGUAUGGGGUUUUUUGUUUUUUUUAAUCAACUGUUUUGCUUGGAAAAGACCUUUUGAUAAUAGUUUUAUGAGAAUUAUUUUCUUGGGGAUCAUUUUCUACUAAUUUAUUGCGAGUAUGCAUUACUGUCACCUGUCCGAUUUGCACCUUUGUUAACUGUAUGUUUAUCGUUAGCUGGCUGUAUACUGAAUGCAUACGGAGUACACAUUGGUUUUUAUUGGUUUGUUCCUUGUCCACAAUCCUUCACUGUAUGUGUGUCGCUGUGCUUUUCACUCACCAUACAAACGUUUGACAUUAUCUGUUCAGUCUUUAUUUAUGAAUUCAUCUUCUCUUCGUUUUUUUUUUUGCUUGUUUUUUUUUCUCGUUUUUUUGUCACAAGAUGAAUAUAUAUUUUGAAAAAUACCCAAACUGUAUAUUUUUGGCUGUGUGUUUAAGCAUUUUUAGAUGAUUGAAGAAGGGUAGUUUGAAUUGUCUACAAAUACUCUGUAUAUUUGUGAUUCAGAUUUUGUUUUAAAGGAAUUGGUGUUAAACGGAGAUGAUGAUUGUAUAAAUUGGGAAGUUGCUGCAGAGUGCUGUACAAUUUUAUUGCUAUGUUGUAAAGAGAUUAUGUAUUGUGUAUCCAGAUGGCUUUAUUUGCAUUUUAUUAACCAGUACUCAUAAUCUAAACAGUAAGUUUAAAGUGUUAUCACUAAGUAUUUUAUUCACCACAGAGUGUUAUUUGGUUACUAGAAAUGUAUUGCCAAAUUCCAUGUAUGUACAUGCAGUUAUAUGUUCUAACAAAUUGACACUGCAAUACCAUACUGACUUUAUUUAUUUAUCCAUGCCUUUGAGAAUAAUAUGUACCGUACUUAUAUAUAUAUAUAUAUAUAUAUAUAAAAUUUUCUCCAGUUAUAUCAUGUGUUAUGGAAAUUGACUUGUUGGGGGGGGGGGGUGAAAAGUUUAUAUUAGAUGUUCAAUUCCUUGGUGAUUUUUUUUCCCCCCAUUUCUUUCCUUUUUUAAAUGUUUUAAUUUUGUAUUGGGGGAGGGGGAUUAUCUUCUGACAUCUCUAUACAUUUAUUGUGUCACACUAGUAUUACACUAGAAUACAAUAGAUUAGACAUGUAACUAAAACAAAUUCUUGACUUGCCAAAUGAUGGCAAAUCUUCUUUAAAUACAAAAGUGAAAGAUAAGAAAGCAGAAGCAUAUGUAUUGUGAUACAAUUGAAUGCUGUACCCCAGCCAUAUCAGUAUGUCUUGAUCGUGUAGCCAUGUUCACACUGAGGGCACUGCAGAGAAAUCUAUUCCUGUGUGCAUUCAACUACAGACUGAGUAAUUAUAAAACUGUGUAUUCUUCCAGUUGUAUUGACAUAUUCAUGACCAUGUUGUAAAAUUAAGCAAUCAUAAGACAAAUGUUGAGAUUUGAUUAUUUUUAUGAGAUUGUGAUGAUUGGUAAACAGAGCGAAGUACCAGGUAUUAUGUUAUAUUAUUAUUAUCAUUCAACCAUACUUCCUGUAACCCGAUAACCCCAACCUGAUAAUUCAAAGUGUUAUCAUGUCACUGCUUAAUAACACCUUUGUUGCUAGCAUGAUAACUUUGGUGUUGCCAUAUGUUAUCAGGUCACUAGGAAAUUAAUUCUGCACAUGUCAAUGAGUGGGUUGGUUUUUCAAACAUCCAUUACCAACAAUAAAUGUUGAAGUGCAUAAGUAAAUAACUUUUAUACUUCAUGUAAGAAGCUUGCUGAAGCUUGCAUGUUACACCAUUGUUUAAACCUCACGAUAUAAACUAAAUAUUAAAACAUGGUAACCUUAUAUUCUAUAUUUUUAAGACAAUACUGAACAAAUGCAGGUCUACAAUACAUCAUGAUUCAAAAUACCUUGGGAUUAUGCCACAAUUUUAUAAUGAAUUUUCAAAACACAAUGGCUUCAUAGGUUUAACAGUGAACAAAUGCUGUACAUUGCUUUCUCUGUUGAUACAGACUGAUAGAUCAGCAGAUCUUGGCAGCUCGUUACUGUUACAGUAAAACAUUCAGGAGGGCGAGUCCUCAUAGGCAUUCACGAUUGAUUCAUUUCUCGUCGUAAUGAAUCAUUUGCAAGCAUCUAGUGCUUUCUCUCCUAAAUGCACUACAGGUUUUGUCAAUGUUUUAUUUUUUAUUUACUCUUUUUUUCUUUCUUUAAUACAAAUAAGAUGGCUACAACAUCUGGUGAGUCUAUUCACAUACACUAACACAUCAAGAGGAGGAGUGUUCUUGGUGACCACGUCAAUCCGUUUUCAUCCAGGAUGGUCUAGUAUUCUAAACCUUUAAUGCCGAAUUUAUGAAGCCUGUUUUUCUAAAACGCAGGUGUUUAAGCAUAGUAAAUGUAUGUAGUUACACGUGUGUAAGUCUAAAACAGGCUUUGUAAAUUCGGCCAAUAGGGUUUCUUUUCCUUCUCUUUAUGAUUAUUUUUUUCUUCUUUUUUUCUUCUGAAAAAUAUGUCAAUACAAUCCCGAUAACACACAUUUUGAAGAGAUUUGUCUGUUGUAUGUCACUGGUACAGAUACCAGAGUGAUGAUGUUCCAUGCAGGGUUUUGUGUGUGGUUCCACUUGUGACAAGCAUCUUGUAUAGUAGGAUUGUAUCAAGAUCAGUUUUUACAAUGCUUCUUACAUAAUGUAUCUACAAACAAAUAUGGUACUAUGUCACCGGAUCUUCCUAUAAUAAACACAUUAUCAUCA
This is a messenger RNA of Gigantopelta aegis, 9684 nucleotides long. Its product is annotated as STE20-like serine/threonine-protein kinase. Lineage: Eukaryota; Metazoa; Mollusca; Gastropoda; Neomphalida; Peltospiridae. The transcript is spliced from 22 exons. Gene Ontology annotation, molecular function: ATP binding; protein serine/threonine kinase activity. Bases 207 to 3722 code for a protein of 1171 amino acids. The record is from RefSeq and is a predicted model, not a curated record. Gene Ontology annotation, biological process: protein phosphorylation.